Acanthochromis polyacanthus (spiny chromis) is the source of this 3745-nucleotide messenger RNA. RefSeq names its product MAP7 domain containing 1a (gene map7d1a). Gene Ontology annotation, biological process: microtubule cytoskeleton organization. The record is from RefSeq and is a predicted model, not a curated record. Gene Ontology annotation, cellular component: microtubule cytoskeleton. NCBI's taxonomy places the organism in Eukaryota, Metazoa, Chordata, Actinopteri, Pomacentridae.
GUCCAAACCGGAGGCCAGUGUGGGAUCCUCAGCACGAGCAGAGCAUCAGCUGUGGUGAGUCGGAGAGUGAGAAACUUCUCUCCCUGCACCUCUCUGGCUUUUCUCUCUCCCAAAUUCCCUCGGACUCGGACACAUUUUUAUUUAACUUCUCACAGGAGCAGCUACCGGUUCCUCAGUCAACAAGCUGCAACUGGCAACUGCUUUGUUUUUUGUCCUUUUCGGGACCUAUCUGGACGCUCACCGGAGGAUUUCCUGUCUUCGUCCGUUCAGGAGUGACUCGACCAAGUUUUCCCCCAUUCUGCCUGAGGAAUGAGAGCACUGCUGGGAGGGAGAGCUGAAACUCGCAUGUUUGAAUGAACAAAAGAACAGAAAGCGAGGGUAUUGCCGCCGGAAUGGAGGAGAAUACUCUGCCACAAGCAACAUAUCCUUGCUCAGUUCUCAACACAAACGCUACGAGGCCCGACCCAGAAGGGGAAAGCAGCCCCUUGAAGACCGACAACACUCAGAGGAUGGAGUCUCCAGUAAAGAAAGAUUUAGACCGACGACUGACAACCCCCACAAAAUCAGACGUCAUCCCUCGAUCGCCUGGGUCACCGGCAUCCCCCAGGUCAAAAAGAGAUGUCAUGAAGUCAGAAGAAAGGCAAAAACUUGCAAAAGAGCGCCGGGAGGAGAAGGCCAAAUACCUCGAAGAGCUCAACAAGUUACAAGCUGCCAAAAAGACCCAGUGGCUGGAGAAGGAGGAGAAGGCACGGCAGCUGAGGGAGCAGCAGCUGGAGGAACGCCGCAGGAAGCUCGAGGAGCAGCGCAUUAAGGCAGAAAAGCGACGAGCAGCUCUGGAGGAGAGACAGAAACAGAAACUUGAGAAGAACAAAGAACGCUAUGAGGCAGCAAUCCACAGGUCAACCAAGAAGACGUGGGCUGAAAUCCGCCAGCAGAGAUGGUCAUGGGCCGGUGCACUAAGCCAGAACUCGAACCAGAAAGAAGGCAGAUGCUCUGUUUCAACGGUCAACCUACCCAAACAAGUGGACUCUGUUAUAAACAAGCGACUCUCCAAGUCCUCUGCCACGCUCUGGAACUCCCCCAGCAGAACCCGUAGCCUUGCACUGAGUCCAUGGGAGAGCAGUAUUGUUGACCGGCUGAUGACACCGACGCUGUCUUUCCUCGCUCGGAGCCGCAGUGCUGCCAGUGUUCUCAGCAAUGGCAAAGAUGGUCAUUCUCUUCUCUGCCCACGUUCAGCCUCAGCCAGUCCGCUCACUCUGUGUGCCCACCAGCCCCACCACCGCUGCUCUGACCGCUGGAGAGUGACGUCCAGCACACCAGACAUCACCCAGCGGCAGCGUCGACGGAGCUCCACACCCAUGGACAAAAACAAGAAAGAAAAGAAAGACAAAGAACGGGAGAAUGAGAAGGAAAGUGCCAUCACUAAAGAGAAGGUGCUGAAGAAGAGACAGUCCCUACCCAGCAUGAGACACAGACCUGAUCCGAGUCCAGCCCCAGUCCUUAUCAAGACGACCUGCAUCCCCAGCCACACCCAAGGCAGAACAGCCUCUCCAAGCCCUGCUGCCUCCCCCAAGCCUCCAUCAACACGUGGAAGCCCGUCGACUCCUAAGGGCCGUCCCAAAAGGGCCAGGACCCCUGCCAGGAUAGAUCACCGGACCUCCUCCCCUGUCCCGCUGGAGAGAGUAAAGGAGCCUCGUAGACCUGCCACCCCAGAGGAGAGAAAAGUGAUUGUCUAAUGCUUGCAUUUGUCUUCUUACAAUACUGUUUUAGGUUCCCCUGUGGUUCCUGCCAUCGUAGUAUCCUCAAGCGCUGCCACAGCUCACACGUCAGGCACACCUCAAACAACCAGUGCCACUUCUUCCUCCCCUGAGCCAGUCCAUUCUACUCCUUCUGUCCGUGCUGUGUCACCUGCACCCUCUCCCUCCACCAAGCCCAUGGCAGGCACCAACGACCCAGAGGAGGCUGCUCGCAUCCUUGCCGAGAAACGCCGGCGCCGUGAGCAGAGGGAGAGAGAGGAGCAGGAACGUCGUGAACAGGAGGAGAAAGAGAGAAUCCUCAGAGAGGAGCGGAUAGCGAGGGAGGCAGAGGAAAGGCAACCGGAGGAGGAGGCCCGAGCCAUGGCCGAGGAACAGCGGAGGAGGGAUGAAGCUCAGCGACUGCAGGAGGAGAAGGAGGCUGAGGAGAGAGCCAAAGCUGAGCAGGAGGAGAACCUACGUCUGCAGAAACAGAAAGAAGAGGCUGAGGCUAGAGCCCGGGAAGAGGCGGAGAAGCAGCGUUUGGAGGAGAAACACUUCCAGAAGGAGGAGCAGGAGAGGCUGGAGAGGAAAAAGCGUCUGGAGGAGAUCAUGAAGAGAACACGCAAGACAGAUGGAGGUGACAAGAAAGAGACAAAAUCCUCCCCACUUGCACAUGUCAACGACAAACAGGCAGAGAGCAGCAAAGCAUCUGCUGACUAUCAGCCAAAGUCAGAGGUCAACUUGCCCAACAACCAGCCAGAAAAUGGACAGGCCAAUGUCAUGGAAAGCCUCUCAGUCCAAGUGGUUAAUGGGGUCCAGCCUAUGAGACAUGAAAACGGUCUGUGCACUAAAGAAGACACUGCCCACAUUGAAGACAUCAUUCAUCUCACAAAUCACGGCAACACCACUAAUGGAGCCCGGGAUAAGUCUGAGACCAGCAUGGCCACUGAGCCGAUCCUCUCUUUUGAAAGUGAUGAGUCAUUCAUGAAGAAGGCAGGCCCCAUGAAACCUCAGCAUGUUGCAGAGGUCCUGUGACAUAUUCCAGUGUUGAAGUGCUCAUCGCCUGAGGCCACCAACCUUUCCUAAGCCUUGCCGACGCUCGCACGGCGAGCCCUGUGACCUGUGCCAAUCAACAACCUUCUUCUAAGCUCCGUACAGCAAACAUACUUUUCUCUUAAGAUAAAGUGGGCCACAGAAGAUGAUGACAAAGCACCAGGACACAUGCGACAAACAAGACGGGAUGAAAGGUGUUGCUGCAUCAGUGUUAUCAUUUGUAAAGAUCUUUGUGGCACCGGUUCCAUGCACCUUAUUACUUAACAGUAUCAUCCUUUGUACAUUACAGUACAGCUGAGUAAUUAUGUUACGCUGAAAAAGAACUAUUUGUUUUCUUUGUUCUUUAGUUAUUUAACUGAAAGAGAAAUAUAAAAGACUGGGUACAUCUUUGUGAAUAAUGUAAAUGAACUUUGUGUGUUGGACAAAGGAAGGGUCUGUGGAUUAAAGUUGUAUGAAAGGGAGCCAUUCUAUGCUACUCUGCCAUGAGUAGAUCUUCUAAAUAAAACCCAGGUAUUCUGCAUCCUGGUUUGUAUAAAGCUACCUGUAACAGUUUUUUGUAAAAUUGAGCUGAAAAAUUAAACAAAUUGAAAUGUAACUACCCAAGUUUUCCCACUGAGUGUAAACAUACUGUCUGUUCAUACUUAAACCUCAUAUGAUUGAUUGUAUGCAGAACUGGAUGUAGUAAUGAGUGUGCAACCUUGACGAUUAUGAAACCAGACGUCAUCUAAGGUCAAAUCUCUAUAAACAGGGAUUUACUUCACUAUUUAACAGUUGAAGCUGUUUAUUUUUUUCCACAUGUAGCAGCAUGGCUCAGUUUUCUCUCAUUUGCGUUGAGAUUCUGUGGACUCGGAGGUUUUUGAAAUGCUGAUGCGUGUAUAUGCUAUAAAUAUAUUUUGAUGUGCAUUGUAAGGUCAGUGGGAGUAUUUUAAGUCUUAUUAAAGACAAGUGGUCCAGUC